AUGGAGAAUGCUUCUCCAAGUCCACCAUCCUCGAAAGGUUUGAGGAAAGGACCUUGGGCUGAAAACGAAGAUCAACUUCUUAGGAAAUGUAUAGAAAAGCAUGGUGCAGGAAAAUGGGGUCAAGUUCCUCUUAGAGCAGGUCUAAAUCGAUGUCGGAAAAGCUGUAGACUGAGGUGGUUGAACUAUCUGCAACCAAAUCUCAAAAGAGGAGAGUUUGAAGCAGAUGAAGCUGAUCUCAUUACCCGAAUGCAUAACCUUCUUGGGAACAGAUGGUCCCUUAUUGCGGGUAGAGUUCCAGGAAGAACAGCAAAUGAUAUCAAAAACUACUACAACACUCACUUGAAGAAAAAGUGUUCCUCUAAACACAGCCAGAAGAACCAACAAAACAAACGUAGACGUCCUCCUCAUCAGAAUAAUGAUACGAUGGUGCCAAAAGUUUUAAGACCUCAACCUCGAACCUUCUCCAAGACACCUCAGUGGAUCAUAAAUAAAGAAUCAACACCAAUACCAGGGAUGAUGAAUGAUAACAACAAUCUUAAAACCACAACAACUAGAUUGCCUAGUCCUGAUAGCACUAAUCAUGAAGAUCAUGAGUUAACAAACAAUUCUUUGUUACCGGCCGUUAAUCAUCUUGAUCUAUUCUCAUCAAAAAAUGUUAGCAGUAGUGAUGAUUACUACUGUAACUUUGAUAAUGAUCAGAGGUUAAAAGAAGUUGGAGAUUACCUGAACAAUGAAGUUGGCGAUUACUUGAACAAUGAUGACUUGUAUCUGGAUGAUGAUCUCUGGAUAAUGUUAGGGGAAAAUCAAGAUGGACAGGUUUCACUUUCACAGGGUAAGACAAAGGGAAAAUAUUCAAGGAACAAUCCAACUCAGAAAUUGAAAUUGUUAACCAAGGGUAAGUUCAACAAAAUCUUUGCUUUUAAUCAUGUGAAAUAUUCUUAUGGAGCGGAGAAAGAGAAGAAAAAGGUUAGAGAUUUGUUGGAUGAUGCUAUUGUUUUGGAUUAUGUUGUUCCUAAUUCACUGUCUAGUGUUAAUAUUUGA
This is a messenger RNA of Papaver somniferum (opium poppy), 1041 nucleotides long. RefSeq names its product transcription factor MYB90-like. NCBI's taxonomy places the organism in Eukaryota, Viridiplantae, Streptophyta, Magnoliopsida, Ranunculales, Papaveraceae. The coding region runs from base 1 to 1041 and encodes 346 amino acids. The record is from RefSeq and is a predicted model, not a curated record. The transcript is spliced from 4 exons.